AUGAAGCUCAAGUCUUUCGCAAAUUUUGUUUUCGCAGCCGCGACUCUUACUACGGCGGGCCCUAUCCACCCACGUGCCGAUGUGUCCUCUACGACAACCUUUGACCAGAUUAGAAUCCCUUUCCCUAACAGGGUUGGAGCCCAGGUCAACCAGCUUUUGGGGAACACGCCACUAAACUUCACAGAUAUCUCUACAGGAAAUAGUAGAGGUGUUGUUACCGUUGGCAUCACGCCUUCAUCAGGUGCGAACGUCGGCGUUUCACUUCAAGACAAUAAUGCCGCACAGUCAACAAUUAGAAUACCCAGACGAUCUAACGUCACGUCAUUUGACUUGGAGUCCUUCAGAUUUGGAUGUGUCUACGGAGGGCUUAGCGGUACAGACCCCAAAGGCGUGUCAAUUUGUAUUGUUGGCGUUAACGGGUAUAGAAAUGGCUGGAGAGUUGCCAACCAGGUUUUCACCUUCAACCCGGGUCGAGUUACGAAGAACACCUUGGUGCCCGCUAGAUUGUCCACCAGCUUCCAGAACAUUCAUUCGGUUCUUUUCGCCACAGUUUAUAGCGCCAGCAUUACUUCCGGGGGAGCGACUUAUUUUGAUGAUGUCAAAAUCACUGCUCACUCUGGAAACACAACAUCAGCCACCUAA
This is a messenger RNA of Truncatella angustata, 642 nucleotides long. RefSeq lists its product as uncharacterized. NCBI's taxonomy places the organism in Eukaryota, Fungi, Ascomycota, Sordariomycetes, Amphisphaeriales, Sporocadaceae. Bases 1 to 642 code for a protein of 213 amino acids. The transcript is spliced from 2 exons. The record is from RefSeq and is a predicted model, not a curated record.